This is a messenger RNA of Heteronotia binoei (common prickly gecko), 1200 nucleotides long. RefSeq names its product spectrin beta chain, non-erythrocytic 5-like. The transcript is spliced from 8 exons. NCBI's taxonomy places the organism in Eukaryota, Metazoa, Chordata, Lepidosauria, Squamata, Gekkonidae. The record is from RefSeq and is a predicted model, not a curated record. Gene Ontology annotation, molecular function: actin filament binding. Gene Ontology annotation, cellular component: cell projection; cell junction; cortical actin cytoskeleton. The coding region runs from base 1 to 1200 and encodes 399 amino acids. Gene Ontology annotation, biological process: actin cytoskeleton organization.
AUGGCGAACUCUAGCAUAAUGACGGGCCACCUUGCUGAAUUCAACCCCGACCACCCCGAACGGUGGGAGACCUACACAGAACAGGUCGAGUGCUACCUGAGGGCUAACAUGAUCAUGGACGACAACCGAAUGAGAGAUGUCCUGUUGAGCGUCAAAAUGUCGGUCCUCAUCGAGGGUGCCCCCUGUCUUAUGGAGGUGGACUCAGGGUACUCUAUCUCCAUUAUUUCAGAGGAAACCCUAAGGAAACUAUGUCCCCGCUGCCGCCUCCAUCUGAGGCCGGCUGACUUUGUUCUGAGGGAUUUCCAAAAGAACCCGGUGCACAUCGUGGGCUGGGCCCGGGUGCGAGUGACAAUGGAUGAAGAAUAUGUACAAGGACAAGUCAAGAAGCUGCAAGAGCAAAGGAUGUCCAUGCAAAAGAAGACCUUCACCAAAUGGAUCAAUAUUGUUUUCUACAAGCACAAUGCAACCAUCAGGAUUCAAGAUCUCUACACUGAUAUGAAAGAUGGCAUUUAUCUCCUUCAGCUGCUCGAGCUGCUGUUUGGUGAACAACUGCCCAAGCCAACCAAGGGCAAGAUGAGGGUACAUUUUCUAGAGAACAACAGCAAAGCCAUCCAGUUCCUGAAAUCCAAGCAGGUACAUGUGAAUUUAAUUGGGCCUGAAAACAUUGUAGAUGAAGACCGAACCCUCAUCCUUGGGCUGAUCUGGAUAAUUAUACUCAGAUUUCAACUUGCUUCCAUCAGCCUUGAUACGGAAGAGUUUGGAUCCAGAGUUGAUUACUUGUCUGCAAACGAUGCUCUGCUGAUCUGGUGUCAGUGUAAGACAGCCAGCUACUCCAAUGUCAGUGUGAAGGACUUCUCCAAAAGCUGGUCUGAUGGGCUGGCCUUCAAUGCCCUUAUUCAUGCUCACAGGCCUGAUCUCAUCCAGUACAGCUCCUUGAGGCAUGACCAACCUAUCAAUAACCUAAAUAAUGCUUUCACUGUGGCUGAGAAGCACCUGGGGAUUACAAAACUACUGGAUGCUGAAGAUGUGGCUGUGCCCUUUCCUGAUGAGAAGUCUGUCAUGACCUAUCUGUCAUUCUACUACCAUUAUUUUUCCAAGCUGAGCCAAACUGUCCAGAAAAAGUUAGCUAAAACACAAGCAAAGCCAGGGAGACAAGCUAAUCUCUUCAGGAGUCCAGUCAUCCUAAAUAAGCAGCUCUAA